Sander lucioperca (pikeperch) is the source of this 1666-nucleotide messenger RNA. RefSeq names its product coiled-coil domain-containing protein 38-like. NCBI's taxonomy places the organism in Eukaryota, Metazoa, Chordata, Actinopteri, Perciformes, Percidae. The record is from RefSeq and is a predicted model, not a curated record. The coding region runs from base 236 to 1603 and encodes 455 amino acids. The transcript has 14 exons.
UGGUUGCACACCGUUUCACACUAGGAAAACAAGUCGUUCAACCAGGAAACCGCAGGAAAACGGUGCACACCGUUUUGAGAUUGAACGUGCCCUUGUUUUUUAAGGCAGUUACCAUGACUACAGUCGACAAGCGGCAGCUAAGUUAAACGUAAACAGCCCACUUUCAGGUCCUAGCUAGCUAGUUUGUCUCGGACCGGUUGUGAUAAAGUUGUGAGAGCUAGUAAACUUGGGAGAAAUGGAGACAGGACCGAUCCAGGUCAAAGUGCCAGGCAGUAAUAGCCAGUCUACAGAGCGCAGAAAAAAGGAGCUGCGUAAUUUAUUGGCUAUGUGUGUCGAAGACGAGACUGAACCCAAAAAUAACUCGGCUCUCCCUAAACAAAAGCAAGACAGUCCUGACCAGAAGAUGAUCCUGAUGAAACAAGAGAUGAAGAGAGACAGGCAAUGUGACAUUGAACGGAAGAGCGCACAGCUGGAGGCAUCUCUGAUGAAGAGCAGGAAAGACAUUAAGAAGCUGAAGAAGGCCAUUAUCACAAAGACGGCGCAUAUAAAACAGCUUGAACAGAGCCUUGAGAUAGAGAACAAAAUCUCUGAACAGUGCCUCAAGAGGAUUGAGAAGAAAGCUGAGGAUGCCAGAACACUUUUUGAAAAAGAGAACCAGAAGAGAGAAGAGGCAAAUUCUACAACUGUGAAGUUAACUAAAGACAUAGGGACCUUAAAAAGUGAACUCGCCAAGAUUGAGGAUAUCCUGAAUAAAUAUAAGAGGUACAAGAACAUUUUGUUCAAGCUGUCACCUCCGGAAUGGCAAGAGGGUUCAGGGUCCAGUCCGGGUCCAGUUGUGCCAUCCAGCAGGGAUGCCCGCGACGACACUCUCAACAGCUCAGAAUGUGAGGAGAAGCUGGAGCUGUACUUCUCUGAUCCCCAGCAGCUUCUGGAUCGGAUGGCCGAGUUGACGGAACAGAACCUGUGCCUGAUUCCUCACUCUACCCGGGUGGACGAGACGCUGCAGGAGCUCAAGCAGACCAUCGAGGCAACCUGGAAGAAAAUGAAAAAGGAAGACGAGAAGUUAACAUUGCAGGUGAAUGACAUGGAGGACAGAAUCAGAAACGAAACGGAGAGAGCUACUUUGCUCAAAAAGAAGGUUCAGCUCCAUGACUCCCUGAAAACACAGGACCAGUGCCUACAGGACAUUAUGUUGGAUGCUCUGGGUGCCAAGGUGACAGAAGUGCAUCGCUGCUGCGUGGACAGCCGCCUGACCAACCUCAGCACCUUGGAGAAGCUGUCCAGCGUGGAGUACCGUAUGACCGUGGUGCUGGAGCUCAUCGAGAACAUCCCAGAGGAGGACCUGGAGACACUGAGGAUGAUCAAAGACAACGAGAGGAAGGCUAGGCAACGUGAAGAGCAGCUGAGGCUGGAGAUGGAGAGAAAGCUAGAGAUGAAGAAGAAGUGCUUUCAAAAAUCCCACAGUGACAGCAAGAAAAUAACUGGAAGAAGGCUCAUGCCCAGAUGCAUCCCUCUGGGGCAGAAGGGCAAAGUCAGCGCUGAGGACAACGCUCCUAACGAGGAUGAACUCCAUGCCUUCCUCUUCACCGCCGAGGACUCUUGAAGUGUAUGAAAAUUCACCAGUUUUCCAGAAAUAAUCUGAUUGACCACAGCCAGUGCAACCUCA